CAGGGUGUGGCUGCAGGAGGGAGUAACAAGCACCAUCCAUGCUCAUGAGGGAUUUUGAGAUCCCAGAGAUGGGGGAGCUGGUGCUGCUGAGAAGAUGUAUAGGCCUCUGAACUCAGACAGGUUUAUUUAAGUCAUGCAACACCACCAAAUGAGAAAUUUAACCCAAAGCACUGUGACCUGCCUACCCUUUGCUCAUCACUGCUGAAAACUGGUAUGUUGCAGAACUGGACUUCAGGUUUCUGUGAGACUUUUCUUCAGGAGAGAAGAUAUGGCCCAUGCUCUAUGAAAGUGAGAGGAGAAAGAAGAAGAAACAAAAACAAACACACUGCAAGUUCAGCAAAGGAAAAUGGAGCACAGCAGCAAAAGAAGCUGGCUUGUGGUGCUGGAUCUGCCUCCCCACUGCACUGUCCUCUAAAGGUCACCUGGCUGGGGAAAGGCACUCCAUUUCAAGUGAUGACCUGAAGACUUCCUAGCCGGCAGAUCUGCUCAUGAGUAAGCAUGACAGGAAGCUCUCUGCAGCAGGCUGAGGCACUCGGUGAUGAAUAAUACUUCUGCUAUUCUUUGUGGAUGUGAGCUGCACACCUGCAAAAAACGUGUCCUUCCUCCUUCUGCAGAAUCCAAUGAGAUGGAUCUCCCUUACUGAGGAUAGUUCUAGGACACAGACACACCAGCUCAAGACCACGACUAGACACUAAUGCUUCACUUGCAAAGCUGGGAAUAGAGCCUGGAAUAAAGGUGCCAACGCUGACAGAUCCUGGAGAUUCCCCUCCCUCCGUUUCCUUCAUGUUAUCAAGCUGUUCAGAUCACCAGGAUUGCUUCGAUAUUCUCUUGAAGACUGAUGCUGAUUCCUGGAGCUUUCCCAAACAGCAGACUUUACAGCAGGCUUUCUGCAAGGCUUUAUUGUAAUGGAGCAGCAGAAGGCAUUCCCAGAUGACCCUGUGUUCCUGGACAACCAUACCCAGCCAGUCUUUGACCUUGGACUGUGCAACAGAGAGGGAAAGGUGAGGGAACAUACCUUUCCUCCGAGGCUGCAAAUCUGUAUGGACCACAGCCAUGGAACCAUCUCUUUGGAGCAGUGACAGCACAACCCAGAUCUGCUAAGGGGAACCCUGACUCUCUGAAGCCAGUUUCCCGGUGCCCCCAGCCAUGGCAGGAAACAAGGAGAGAGGCUGCACUGGCGGAACCCCCUUGGCUCAUGUGAAUGGCUUCCCACCUGCUGUAUACCCCUUCCCUUUCCCCAAUCCCCACUUCGAGGUGCUCACCAAUGGAGGCUACUUCCGAAGCUACCCUACUGACCUGCCAAAGGAAAUGGCAUCACUGUCAGUGGAAACCCAGAGCACAAGCUCAGAAGAGAUGGUGCCCAGCUCUCCUUCACCACCCCCACCUCCACGUGUCUACAAACCUUGUUUCGUCUGCAACGACAAAUCAUCCGGCUACCAUUAUGGGGUCAGCUCCUGUGAGGGCUGCAAGGGCUUCUUCCGCCGAAGCAUCCAGAAAAACAUGGUCUACACCUGCCACCGGGACAAGAACUGCCAGAUCAAUAAAGUCACCCGCAACCGCUGCCAGUAUUGCCGUCUGCAGAAGUGCUUUGAGGUUGGCAUGUCCAAAGAAGCCGUGAGGAACGACCGCAACAAAAAGAAGAAGGACGUGAAAGAGGAGGUGGUGGUGGAUAGCUAUGAAAUGACGCCUGAGCUGGAAGAGCUCAUCCAGAAGGUCAGCAAGGCUCAUCAGGAAACCUUCCCUUCCCUCUGCCAGCUGGGCAAAUACACCACGAACUCCAGUGCAGAUCACAGGGUACAGCUGGAUCUUGGGCUGUGGGACAAGUUCAGUGAACUGGCCACCAAGUGCAUCAUCAAGAUUGUGGAGUUUGCCAAACGCUUGCCGGGCUUCACCACCCUCAGCAUCGCCGACCAGAUCACCCUGCUCAAGGCGGCCUGUCUAGACAUCCUGAUGCUUCGUAUUUGCACCCGCUACACCCCGGAACAGGACACCAUGACCUUCUCAGAUGGGCUGACCCUGAACCGCACCCAGAUGCACAAUGCUGGAUUUGGGCCCCUCACUGACUUGGUCUUUGCCUUUGCCGGGCAGCUGCUGCCCCUUGAGAUGGACGACACAGAGACAGGCCUCCUCAGCGCUAUCUGCCUCAUCUGUGGAGAUCGAAUGGACCUGGAGGAGCCAGAGAAAGUGGACAAGCUGCAAGAGCCGCUGCUGGAAGCGCUGAAGAUAUAUGCUCGCCGACGCCGGCCCAACAAACCUUACAUGUUCCCCCGCAUGCUGAUGAAAAUCACUGACCUGCGGGGAAUCAGCACCAAAGGGGCGGAACGAGCCAUCACCCUGAAGAUGGAGAUUCCGGGCCCCAUGCCACCUCUCAUCCGAGAAAUGCUGGAAAAUCCUGAGAUGUUUGAAGAUGAAUUGUCACAGCCCCCACCCUUGGCAGAACCGCCUAGCUCCGAGGAGAGCCCAGCUGACACCAAGAGCCAGGAGGAAGCCCCUUAGCAUCUCAAGCGAGCCAGGAUCUAGGCUAGGAAAGGCCAGGAGAAAACCCUUUUCCAUGGAUCUCCUCCGUCCUUCCCACUGCCCAUUUCCUCCAGGACUCUUCGUUUGCCUUUCCUGCUCUUGGCCAUACGCUGGAGUCGGGUGUGAUGGCAAUGCUCAAGACCAACUCAGAGGCACCCAUGCCCCACUCGCGCUCUAUCUUUGGUGACUUGGGGAGGAUGAUGUCUCUUGCCUUAACCUUUUCCUAAGGGGCCUUGGAUGCCUACUCUGAAGCCUUUACCAUACCCCAACCCCAAAGCUUUGCCAAAGUCCCAGGCUGCUCGUCCAGCCAGCUGUGUUGGGCAUUCUCAAGCCAAAUAUUCAGGACCUGGGAAAGCCCCCAAGGGGCUUCGACUUGGAGGCCCUCCCUUUUUAAAUGGGAGGAGCUCCAAAUGUGCAAUUCCCCCGCCUGUGGGAAAAGGGGCACCUCAAGAGCCCAUAGAGAGACUCUGCAGCACAUGGGCCUAAUGCAAUGGACGUGGCCUCCUCCCUCCAACCCAGUCCACACUCCUGGCUGGGGAUCAGCUAAUGCCCUUCAGCCUCCCAGGCGUGAACCCAGGCAUCCGAGGCACUAUUUAUUUGAGUCUCUGAAGACAGAGGGAUGGCGUGUCCCCACAAUGCCCCCCCCCGCCCCGAGAGAACUUGGACCAUUCCUUAUGGGGUAUGGGGAGAGUGAAGCCAGGACUUCAACACAACAUCCCCGUGGCCUGUCAGAAGUUUUUGUUUGGGGGUGGGAGGGGUAUUCAUAUCCGUCUCUCAUGGGUUCCAGUGGGGUAAGGAUUUUUUGAGGGAGGUGUUGGGGGGUGAGGAAAGGGGCUUCUUUUUUGUUCGCUGUAUAAAGU
Molecule: messenger RNA, 3377 nt
Organism: Hemicordylus capensis (graceful crag lizard)
Lineage: Eukaryota; Metazoa; Chordata; Lepidosauria; Squamata; Cordylidae
Gene: RARG
Product: retinoic acid receptor gamma
Exons: 14
Coding region: 1147-2496 (449 amino acids)
Biological process (GO): cellular response to corticotropin-releasing hormone stimulus; retinoic acid receptor signaling pathway; regulation of transcription by RNA polymerase II
Cellular component (GO): transcription regulator complex; nucleus
Molecular function (GO): RNA polymerase II cis-regulatory region sequence-specific DNA binding; zinc ion binding; nuclear receptor activity
Source: RefSeq, a predicted model, not a curated record